Molecule: messenger RNA, 5423 nt
Organism: Lytechinus pictus (painted urchin)
Lineage: Eukaryota; Metazoa; Echinodermata; Echinoidea; Temnopleuroida; Toxopneustidae
Product: ceramide glucosyltransferase-B-like
Exons: 8
Coding region: 6-1070 (354 amino acids)
Biological process (GO): glucosylceramide biosynthetic process
Cellular component (GO): membrane
Molecular function (GO): ceramide glucosyltransferase activity
Source: RefSeq, a predicted model, not a curated record
UAUGUAUGUACCAUAAACCCUCAAAUGUCUUGCGAGAGGAGAUGCCUGGUGUAUCAAUUCUCAAACCACUAUGUGGAGUGGAUGCUAACCUUCCGUCUAAUCUAGAAUCAUACUUCCAACUCAGCUAUCCAAGGUUUGAACUGCUUAUCUGUAUACAAGAUGAAGACGAUGAGGCAAUAAAAGUUGUAACUCCCCUUGUGGAGAAAUAUCCUCAUGUAGAUGCAACCGUUUUUAUAGGUGGGUCGGAAUUUGGGAUCAAUCCAAAGGUAAAAAACAUGCUUCCAGGAUACAAGGCUUCAAAGUAUGACAUCAUAAUGAUCAGCGAUAGUCGUAUAUCAGUUUCGCCUGAUACUUUAACCAAUAUGGUUUCAAGAAUGUCACCGAACGUUGGUAUGGUCCAUGGGCUGCCUUUUGUCCAUGACAAAGCUGGUUUCUCGUCAACGUUAGAUAAGGUUUAUUUUGGUGGAGCACAUGCGAGAAUGUACAUAUCAGCAUGUGUUUUUGGAGUGAAUUGUGUCUCAGGAAUGCUUAACAUUGUCAGGAAAUCAAUCUUGGAAGAAGCUGGUGGCUUAAAAGAAUUUGCGAAGUACAUUUCAGAAGACUAUUAUAUGGGUAUAGCUGUUUUUAAAAGUGGUUUUAAGCAGAGACUGAGUUUAUUUCCUGCGAUGCAGAAUUCUGGCUGUUGUACAUUAAAUUCGUUUAGGAAACGAAUGGUCAGAUGGACCAUGGUGAGAAUUAGCACAGUUCCCUUAACCAUCAUCAUGGAACCUAUAACAGAGUGCUUAAUGCUCGGCGUGGCCGUAUCAUGGGCCCUCUACUACCUAGUCAGCUGGGAUCCUUGCAUAGCCUUCAUCUGCCAUACCCUUGUUUGGUUCAUCUUGGAUUACUUCCAACUCAAAGUACUUCAGCGAGGACCACUCAACUUCACCAAGGUUGAUUAUGCAUUAGCGUGGUUCUACCGGGAAAUAAUGACCAUAUUCUUCUUCUUAGAGGGCGCUGUCAGCCAGACAGUCCGGUGGAGGACCGGGACGUAUCGCUUACGAUGGGGUGGAUACUUAGAGGCAUGCUGAUAUCAGACUCAGAAAUAACAGUCAAGACUCUGAAUGAGUGGAGUAAGACGGUGCUCUUCCGAAGGGAAAAAAAGUAUUAAAACUAGCUGGCAAGUACUACAAAGUUUUGUGAGCGGCGCCAUUCCCACGAAAGAACAGAAGAACCCUUGUGCAAUGAAGGCAAAGUCAGUGCUGAUAUUCCAGUGUGACACUUGCUACACCCCAAGUCAAUCAUUUCACUUUUGAGCUACGGAAAUGAGGAACAGAAGGAUUCACUCUACGUCAUGGAUUUUCUUAAUUUAAAGUGAAUAUGCCUCUGAAUCAUGCAUUUUUUGUAGUAGUUAUCUGAAUUUGUAUGAAAUGUCAUGAAUUAGGUAUAUCGGUAUACAUUUUCUGAGAAUGUUUAUGUAUUUGUUGUCAUUUCAUGCAGAACCAAUAGCAAUGUUAAUUUUUUUCUGGGGUCAGGUGACACUUCUGUGUCCAGUGGAAAACACAUGAUCUUGCCUUCAUAAAUUUCUGGAUCACUUGUGUACUACUUGGUAGAAGAGGGCAGACCUUUGUGUCUGAUAAGCCAAUGGUCAUGAGUAGAAUCGUAUCCUCACUUAAGUCCUAUUUCUGUAGGACUUCACAGUGGCAUGUUCCAGUCUAUUGAUGAUUCAGGCCUGAUCGGGAGAAUGUUUCAUCAACAAUUUUUGUUUCAUAAGUUGUCAGAUCUGACAACUUGCCUUGAUUUUUAUUUAUUGUCUAUGAUGAAUGUUAGGAUUGGCAAUAAAAAGAUGUGGGUGGGAUUCUUGCUCGAAAGACAUUACACUGAGUAUUAGCAAGGCACCUAAAGGCUGCCUCAGAGCUUACAAUGGUUUGUGACAAGAUUUUGGAAUAAUGUGGAACAUCUUACUUUGCCAAGUUUUUGAAAUCAUAAUAUGAAUACUGAGGUUCAAUACAUGGUAUUGCUACCCUUAUUAGAAUGAAAAAAAUUGAUAUCUGAUGGUAAUGACAUCAUAGCAACCAUAUAAUCUGCUAUGAUAUGAAACCAAUUUGGACUUAAAUCUCAAUUGAAAACUUAAAAUUACUCAAAGUUUUUAUAUUAGUAUUCUUACAGUUACUUUGAAUUUGUUUAAAUUAUAUUUUCAGGAAAUGAGCAAAGGUGCUAUUUGUUCCAAAAUGGGAUCAUAGACCAGUUGUAAGUUAUGCGAUGGCCUUCAGGGAUCAAACCUUAAUGUAUUCUUUGCUUUUUGUCUACUGCUCUUCCGAGGCAAUGUGCACUUUUGUUUCAUAAGCCAACACUAUUGGAAAGCCAUUAAUUAAUAAAAGAGCAACAUUGUAGUGGGCCUUCCGAUUCUGAAUAGAACAGAAACUUCGCUAAGUUUGGAAUUCAGCAAAUUAAAACUCUUAUACCCUUCUUUAAAAGCAGUACACUUGACUUAAUUGCUGGUUUUGAUAAAAACAUUCAAGGAAUAAAAAGCUUAGAAAGUCAUAGAAAUUUAAGAAGGAAAUUGCUUGUUUCUCCUAAAGAAUUCCUUUUCUAUUUUGCUGCAUCUUGUUUUGUGCAAAAGUCUAUGUAAGCUGAGCAUGGCAUGUGACCAUGCUCAUUAGUAAACAAUGAUUCUAUAUGCAAUUUGAGAUUUCUUCCUAUGCGUACUUCUUGCUUAGAUCUUAGUGUGUUUAUGUUGUAAAUGUAGAAUUGAGGGAUAUCUAACAAAAUAUACAAAGAGCUUAGUUUUUUUGUUUGCUUGAUACAACUAAAUUUCAUAUUCUCUUUUACCUAAAUAUAUUAUAGAAAGAAAAUUCAUGAGAAUGCAUGAUUAAUUACUGCAACAAAAGUUUGUACUGCUUUUUUAUCAGGAAUUUCACUAUGAAGGUCCUCUGGGUCGUUGACAGCGACUUUCCCGCAAUCUGUAUACUGACUGUGCACAUUGUGUAUAUUUCCUGUAUGAGGAAUUGUGACAUUGAUGGAUUUCCACAGUUGAGAUGGAUUGGAUCAAUCACACCUCUUUGUGAGACAGGGCCUUGAUUUGGUCAUUGUCACCACAGGCACUUCCAAAGGGAGCGUUUCAAAGUCGCAAAUGGGAUUUGUUUUCAUAAGCCAGGGCCUCAUUUCAUUAAACAUUCAAUGAUUGAUGAAAAUGUAUGAUAAAUUGGCUCCAACCAAUCAAAAUGCACCCUUUCAGUAGCUGGUAACAGAAGUUUGUGACUUUCCAUGUAAGACAAUGUUUGUGAAACCAGACCCAGUUGCUUAGGCUCCUUAUUUGUUUAGAUAGAUAUUCUCUUUCAGUUGAUAGCUCUUUUUUUUACCUCAGGGUCAUCUUAUAGCGAUUGACCAUAGGGCUGACAUGCACAUUUGGUUGCAUUGAUGAGCAAUCAAUUGUACAACUAAGUGUGCGAUCAGUCAAUAAGCUUUGUGUAAUCGGGGCCAGGUUAUGUUAUUUUGAGAGUCAGUACUGAAGUAUAUAUUACAGCUUAGUUGAAUGGAGGUGUAAUUGUUACAAUGAAUUCAGGGAACUCUGGUUGACAAGGGGGUUUCCCCUAAUGUAAAUUUUAUAAAUGAAAUGAAGACUUUUAUCUAGGACUAAUAAGUUGUAGAGGUAUUUUUAAAGUCAAGAUAUCUGUCCAGCUGUUGUAUGUAAACUGUACAUACAAUGGAAUCUAGAAAUCUAGAUCUUAUUCUUUGACAAAUUCUUAUCAACGUUUUUCAUCGAUGCCCUGGAGUAUUGUAUUUUUGUUGUAUUAUUGUAUAUUGUAAAUUGUGAAGUUUAUUGUUUGUUAUAAUUAUUUCUUAUUGAUGAGUAUUUCUGCUCGUCAAUGUACAGGGUAACUUUUCUAGUGUUGAUGUUGAUCUUAAAGGUAAAAGCAUGUUGUUGUAGUAAACAGUUAUUUCAUGGUUAAGUCUUUAAAAUCAAGGUUAAUUUUUCACGACAUGAUAGAUGUAGAUAUCAGGGUCCUGACUCCUGUUUCAUGAAGAUUCAUGGAUUUCAGUAGCUUUUAACUGUUGUAAAUUUGUUACUAUAACAAGAGUUAUAAAAUGGGCCCCUGGUUUAUUUACAUAAACUGAACCCUGUGUGUAAUCAUGAAAUACAAACCGCAAAAUAACCACACUAAUAUCACUUACACAGAUAAGCACAGGUGGGACAGUGGAUUAUUAUUGCUUGGAAACAGACCUGACAUCAACAUGCUUAUUUUUUUGAUUUCUCAACAAUUACACAUUUUCUUUCAUAAACAUGUGGAAAUUGCUAAUCAUACAUACAGACCCAUUGGUAGUCAUUUCAUUUGAUUUUGUUUGAACUUAUUUUGAGGUCGCUACCACAACUGCCAUUUAUCUUGAGCGUUAAGAUAAGGAUUAUCUGUUCUUUUUGUGAUGAUUUUUGUUUGCCUGGUGCUCCCUCUUAAAAAUAUGAUCAACUUCACAUUGAUAACACCUUGUGAGAAAUGUCUCAGGACCAGCUAUAUUUUAAGCUUUGUGCCAUGCUGAUUCAAAAAUCAACUGAACACCAACACCAUAAGGUUAAUAAUAUACCUGAAAUUGCCCAAUGUUUUCUCCAAUAUUUAUCAUGUUAUUAUCAACUCCUGUUUAAAUUGAGCAAUUUCUUGCCAAGUUCCCUUUUAAAGUCAUUUUAUGGCCUAAGUUUACAUAUAUGUAUAUUCUCUACGAGUAUUUUCAAAAUGAAGGGUCACUUAUUGAUUGAGCCUCAAUUUUGACAAAAGAGGAUAGAUGUAAAGCAAAUGCACGAUUCUUAUUUUUCAAAUACCAUCACUUUUUGGCAAAGUGGUUUGAACAACAUAAUUUGUUCCAGCAUCCAACUUGUGUGAAAAUCAUUUGAAAAUCAAGAAAGUAUUCAAAUUGUUUCUAUGGAAACACUACUGCAAUGUGCAAUGCUAACUUCCUUGAAAGUUACUUUUUAAUCAGCUUGUUGCUUGGAAGGAGAAAUGUGAUUGGUCCAUCAAGACAUGCGUAGUUACACAGAAGCUUGUCAAUGAGGGAAAAAAAAAUCAGGACUCUUAAACAAAUUAUUUUGCUUAAACUUUGUCCACCAAAAUGGUGUGGUAUCUUCAAGAGAGGGAUUCCUUGUCAGCUGUGUUUAGAUGUAACUACAACUGGACAAUUCUUGUACUAGCAUUUUAAAUGGAAAUCAAUGAUGUUGAGAAAAUUAAAUCAGAAUCGAAACAUUAAACCUGAUCAGUGUUUUAUCAGGGUAGAUUGGCUUUAGGUGGUGUUGCUAAGAAACAAUUGUCAUCAAUUGCAUAAAUUUGCAAUUAAUAGAUCAGGCAAAACAGAUUACAUUCUGUUCCAUAAAGUAAACCAAUUUCAUGUACACCUCUGUAGAUUGAUAAAUUUUGGUUGCAAAUUCAUUUAAAAAUGUGUUUAUGAAGAACGGGUCU